AUGGCUUCACCUCAUCGAUAUCGAUUCGUAGUCCCUAUGGUCGUACUAGCCGACAUUAAAGGCAAAAUAUACAGGCUCACUACACACUACACGAUUACGAACGAUGAGCCUACUCUCGAUUUUAAACCACUAACCAUUAGAUUCAACGGGCAGUUAUUGUGGGAAAGAUCUGCCAACCUUUCACAAAAGAUUGAUCUCGAUACGAUAACAAGUUGUUCGACCGGUCAAGGAACGUUCACAGGGCACAGUCCGAUAAACGUUGAGAAGAAAGGCCAGAACAAGUGA
This is a messenger RNA of Cooperia oncophora, 285 nucleotides long. NCBI's taxonomy places the organism in Eukaryota, Metazoa, Nematoda, Chromadorea, Rhabditida, Trichostrongylidae. The record is from the annotation of a GenBank genome assembly.